This is a messenger RNA of Acinonyx jubatus (cheetah), 6614 nucleotides long. It is a transcript of the gene G2E3, whose product is annotated as G2/M-phase specific E3 ubiquitin protein ligase. Gene Ontology annotation, molecular function: ubiquitin-protein transferase activity. The coding region runs from base 2174 to 4294 and encodes 706 amino acids. NCBI's taxonomy places the organism in Eukaryota, Metazoa, Chordata, Mammalia, Carnivora, Felidae. The record is from RefSeq and is a predicted model, not a curated record. The transcript has 15 exons. Gene Ontology annotation, cellular component: nucleus.
GGCCUUAUAUUUCUUCUAAAGUAUGUGUUCAACUCCCAAGCUUGUUUUAUAAGGCCAACAUUACCCUGACACCAAAGCCAGAUUAGGACACUACAAGAAAAGAACUACAGGUCAAUAUUCCUGAUGAGUGUAGAUGAAAAAAUUCUCCGAAAGAUACUAUCAAACCAAAGUCAGUAGCACAUUAAAAGGAUCAUAAUACCACAUGAUUUAGUAAUUCCACAUCCGGAUACUUAUCCGAAGAAAAUGAAAACACGUGAUUCAAAAAGAUAUCUGCAUCUCUGUUUAUUGCAUUAUUUAAAAGAUGUGAAAGCAACCUAACUUUCUCUCUACAGAUCAAUAGGUAGAGAAGAUAUUGUGUGUUUAUAUACACAUUGGAAUGCUUAACCAUAAAAAAUAAUGAAAUCUUGCUAUUUGUGACAACAUGGAUGGAUAUAGAGGGUAUCAUGCUAAGUGAACUAAGUUAGACUGAGAAAGACAAAUACCAUAUGAUUUCAUUUAUGUGUAGAAUUCCAAAAAACAAAACAAAUAAAUAAAACUAAAAAACCAGAAACAGACUCAUAAAUACAAAGAACAAGCUGAUGGUAGCUAGAGCAGAAGGGGUGUGGGAGGGAAUGGGCAAAAUAGGUGAAGAGGAUUGAGAUACAAACUUAGAACUGUCAAAUAAAUAAGGGAUGAGAAGUACAGCAUAGGGAAUAUACUUAAUAUUGUAACAACUUUGUAUGGUGAGAGAUGCUAACUAGACUUAUUGUGAUGAGCAUUUUGUAAUGUGAAUGUUGAAUCACUAUGCUGUACAUGUGAAACUAAUGCAAUACUGUAUGUCAACUGUACAUUAAUUUAAAACAAUGAUUAUACAUCACGAUCAAGUGGAAUACAUUCCCAGAUACAAAGAUGGUUCUAUCUAUGAAAAUCAAUCAGUGUGACACAUCAAAUUAAUAGAAUGAGAAGUAAACAUCAAAUGGUCAUACCAAUAAAUGUAGAAAAAGCAUUUAAGAAAAUUCAGCAUCCUUUUAUGAUAAAAAUUCCCAACAAAUUGGGUACAGAAGGAACAUACCUCAACAUAAAAGCUCAAACAUAACAAGCCCACAGCUAACACCAUACUCUGUGGUGAAAAGUUGAGAGCUUUUCCUCUGGGAUCAGGAAUAAAACAAAGGUGCCCAUUAUCACCACUCCUAUGUAACAUAGCUGUAAUUCCUAGCCCAAGCAGUUAGGCAAGGGAAAGAAAUAAAAGACAUCCAAAUUGGAAAGGAAAAAGUAAAAUUGCCUAUUUGCAAGAUGACAUGAUCUUCUAUUUUGAAAAUCCUAAAAAUCUUACCAAAAAACUUUAAGAAUAGCUAUCCACCUGGAAUUAAGAGGGAAUUUGGCUUACUUUAUUCUAUUAAUUACCUAUUACUGUACAAUAAAUCACCCCAAAACAUGGUGACUUAGGACAGCAAACCUUAUCUGACAGUUUCUGUGGGUCAGAAAUUUGAGAGCAGCUUAGCUGUGUGGUUCUAACUUAGGGUUUCCUGUGACGUUGCUCUCAGAUUGUUAGCUAGUCGUCAGUCAUAUGAAGACUUAAUUGAGGCUGGAGAAUUUGCUUUUUUUUUUUUUAAUUUUUUUUUUUAAACCUUUAUUUAUUAUUGAGAGACAGAGACAGACCAUGAGCAGGAGAGGGGCAGAGAGAGAGGUAGUCACAGAAUCCGAAGCAGGCUCCAGGCUCUGAGCCUUCAGCACAGAGCCUGACACAGGGCUCGAACUCAUGAACCACAGGCGAGAUCAUGACCUGAGCCGAAGUCGGAUGCUUAACCAACUGAGCCACCCAGGCGCCCCUGGAGAAUUUGCUUCUAAAAUGGCUCACUCAGCAUGGCUGUGGAUAAAUGCCUUAUUUCCUUGCCAAGUGGGCCUUUUGUAAGGAGCAUCUUCAAGUCCUUAUGACUUGGCAGCUAGCUUCCUCCAGCACAGGUGAUCCAUGAUAGAGAGUAAGGGGUGAGUCAUAAUGCCUUUUAUGACCUAGUAGUCAUAAUAUGACCUAAUAUGACCUAAUAGUCAUACAUUGCCAUUUCUUCCAGACGUCUUGGUAGAAGCAAGUUACUAAGUAUGGCCACAGUAAAGGAAAGGGAGGGAAAUCAGGCUGUAACUUUUGAACGGAGGAGUAUCAAAAUGUGAAUAUCCCUGACUGACCAAGUAGAGUAAAAUGAAUGAAAAUAAACCCGGUGCUUCACAGAAUCUUGCUUGUGUUUUUUGUCGAAAAAAUGAUGACUGUCCUAAUAAAUAUGGAGAAAAGAAAACUAAUGAGAAAUGGAAUCUCACUGUACAUUACUAUUGUUUGUUGAUGUCAAGUGGAAUUUGGCAGAGAGGUAAAGAAGAAGAAGGAGUUUACGGUUUUCUAAUAGAAGACAUCAGGAAAGAAGUGAACAGAGCUUCUAAACUGAAAUGCUGUAUUUGCAAGAAAACUGGUGCUUCAAUUGGAUGUGUUGCACCCCGAUGUAAACGAAGUUAUCAUUUUCCAUGUGGACUUCAGAGAGAAUGUAUUUUCCAAUUUACUGGCAAUUUUGCGUCAUUUUGUUGGAACCAUCGACCUGUUCAAAUAAUUACAUCUAAUAAUUAUAGAGACUCCUUACCAUGUACCAUUUGCUUGGAAUAUAUUGAGCCUAUUCCAACUUACAGCAUAUUACGAAGUCCUUGUUGUAAGAAUGCUUGGUUUCAUAGAGACUGUUUACAGGUUCAAGCAAUAAAUGCAGGAGUGUUUUUCUUUAGAUGCACAAUAUGCAAUAAUAGUGAUAUAUUUCAGAAAGAGAUGUUGAGAAUGGGAAUUCAUAUUCCUGAAAAAGAUGCAUCUUGGGAAUUAGAGGAAAAUGCUUAUCAAGAACUUCUGCAGCACUAUGAGCAUUGUGAUGUCCGGAGAUGUCGUUGUAAAGAAGGGCGAGACUAUAAUGCACCUGAUAGCAAAUGGGAAAUAAAGCGCUGUCAGUGUUGUGGUUCUAGCGGAACACAUUUAGCUUGUUCCUCAUUACGAUCAUGGGAACAAAAUUGGGAGUGUUUGGAAUGUAGAGGUAUUCUCUACAAUUCAGAGGAUUUCCAAAAAGCCAAAAAGCAUACAUUACCCAACACUAAUAAUGUGGGAAUAACUGAUUGUUUGUUGGAAGAAUCAUCACCUAAAUUACCCAGACAGUCACCUGGAGCCCAGCAUAAAGAUCUUCUGAGGCAAGGCAGCAAAUUUAGAAGAGAUAUAUCAACAAUAAUAAUGGAAUUAGGAUUUCAAAUUAAAAAAAAAGCUAAAAGAUUAUGGAUUAAUAAAGCCAAUAUCUGGAAUAGUGCCUUAGAUGGAUUCAGAAAUCAAAACUUUAAUCCUUCAUACACAAUUGAAGUAGCAUAUGUUAAUGAAAAUGAUAAUUUUGGAAGAGAACAUCCUGGAUCAAAGCAAGAAUUCCUAAGUCUCUUAAUGCAGCAUCUUCAGAAUUCACCAAUAUUUGAAGGGUCCUUGUCUAAGAACUUGUCUCUAAAUUCUCAAGCUCUGAAAGAGAAUCUUUACUAUGAAGCUGGCAAAAUCCUUGCCAUUUCCUUGGUUCAUGGUGGUCCUUCACCUGGUUUCUUUUCUAAAACCUUGUUUAACUGCCUUGUUUAUGGACCAGAAAAUACCCAACCAAUUUUAGACGAUGUUUCAGACUUUGACGUGGCGCAAAUGAUAAUCAGGGUAAAUACUGCAACAACUGUGGCUGACUUAAACUCAAUAGUAAAUGAAUGCUAUAACUAUCUCGAGCUUAUUGGAUGUCUAAGACUUAUAACAUCAAUAAGUGACAAAUACAUGUUGGCAAAAGAUAUACUAGUUUACCAUGUAAUUAAGAGAGUCCAAGCACCCUUUGAAAGUUUUAAGCAGGGUCUGAAAACUCUUGGUGUUUUGGAGAAAAUUCAGACUUACCCAGAAGCAUUUUAUAGCAUCUUCUGUCAUAAACCUGAGAAUCUUUCUGCAGAAAUCCUUAGUGAUCUUUUUACAGUCCGCACAUUAUCCAAUGUACAGUCUUUGGGGUUUUGGAACAGUUAUUUACAGGCUGUUGAGGAUGGUAAAUCUGCAGUAACAAUGGAAGACAUUCUUAUUUUUGCAACUGGUUGCAAUUCCAUUCCACCAGCUGGAUUUAAACCCACUCCUUCAAUUGAGUGUCUUCAUAUGGAUUUUCCUGUCGGAAACAAGUGUAAUAACUGUUUAGCUCUUCCAAUCACCAAUACAUAUCAAGAAUUUCAAGAAAAUAUGGAUUUUGCCAUAAAAAACACUCUAAGACUAGAAAAGGAAGAAAGUACUCACUACAUUGGACAUUAAAUGUUUUGAACAAAGACGUGCUUCUUUAAAAGCUGCUAUUGAUACUUUUUGUUUCAGAAAUCUGUCCAUCAUCAUUUUGGAACAAACUUGUCAGCUUCUUGGCCCAAUAAAAUUUAUGGUAUGAACAUAAAGGAAUGUUUUGGCCAUUUAAGCUAAAAACUUUUUGUGUUAAAGUAUACCAGUCAAAGUUGAUAUUUUUCUAUUUUCUUAAAAUACAUGCUUCAUAAACUUUAAUAUAAAUAGUUUUAAAAUAGCUGUACAGACUUUUUUCAAGUAUAAUAGCAUGGUAUAUAUAUAUAUAUAUAUAUAUAUAUAUAUAUGGGGGAAAAAAACUUGUAUUCACUAUUUCUGCAAAUUAGUAUUAGUAACAGGAUGCCACAAUGUUUUUUCUAGUUUUACAAAAUUUUCAAAUUAUUUCUUAUUUUAUUUUAAAGCAUUAAAUAGAAAAGCUAAUUGAUAAAUCCUGUUAUAUAAAUCAAAGGCAUAUAUUCCAGGGAACGUGUUAUAAGUGUUUUUUUCUUUUUUCUAGGAUGGCACUAAAUUGAUUAAAAAUGCUUUUAGAUUACUGAUUUAUAUUAAAACAGACCUUCACUGCAAUUAGAUUAUGCCUAAUGGGAAGUAUUAUAUGAAAAGCAGAAUUGCACAAAGAUUCUAAAAUCUAUGGACAUUCCAUAUAGUCUUAAGAACACUUCUGAGGUGGAUAAAAUAUAGUUGAAAAUACCUAAGAAAGUGUCUUCUUUAAAGCCUUGUCUUUAAUCAUAGGAUUUUUUUCCCCUCUCUGUAUCCCCUGUGUCGUAUUAAAUCACAUUAUGUCUGAUCCAGAAUCAUUUUUGGUGUCUCAGUUAUCUCAGUGGAUCGCCAUGUGGUAGGUUUGACUAUUUGACAGUUAUUUAUUACCAAGAUGGUUGUAUGAUAGGUAAACUGGUACCACUGUGUUAUACAGUUAUCUUCUUUGCUCUUGAAAGAUAUUGUUAUUAUAAAAGCAACCUAGAAACACGUAAGAAAGAAAUGCAAAUAGAAUGAAAAACCCACUCUGAUGUCACCAUGCAGAAUUAACUACAGUGUUUCAUUGUAUCUUACUAUAAACUCUUUACCUUUCCUUGCCUUUUAAACUUUAUUAAUGUUACUAAAAAUUAAAGAACACCUAAAAGUAACAAAAAAAAUCAUAUAAUAACAAUUUGAAGAUACAUGGUCCCAUGGUCACAUCCCCAUGUGUAUGUUCUUACAAAAGAAGAAAGUGGAAAAGUCUUUAUGUCCCUAAUCUAUUAUCAAAUAUUAAAUGGGUUUUCCACCAAGGUAAAUUGGAUAAGAGGUAAAUCUUUAUGAGAGGUUGGUUUUAAUCACAUUUUUUAAAUAUACAUAGAUAAUCAACUAUCAUCAUAUUCUCCCCAAGACAUCCUUUAAUUAUUGAUACUUUUUAAAGGAAAACAACAUAUCUCUUAAUACCAAAGGAAAACUAAAACAUAAUCCUAAUACAAUUUCCUUUGUUACACUUACUGACAGACCCAGCAAAUUACAGUUUCAUUUUAACUUGAAGUUUUUAAGAACUUGACACAAGGCAUGUCUUUGUCUUGAAUUGUUAAAUUAUCAAAAGUAAUUAAAGGAUUAAUAAAAGUUUGAAUACCUAAUAUAAACUUCAAAUUUUCCAUAUAGCUUUUAUUCUAAAUGUGAUGAUAAAUUGGAUAUUUCUCAACCCUACCUAGAUUUUAUGAAAUUAAAACCAAAUAACCUAAUUAAAGCUAUUUUCUGGUCAUUUGUAGUUUUAAUUUCUCCUGAAGUGGUAAUUAAAACUGAUGAAAUUUCACACAGUUUUUGGGUAGGGUAGGGUUUGUAUGGAAGCAAUAUGCUUGGUUGGCGAUAACUAGAAACAGUAUUUCAGUUCCUCAUUUCACUAUGUUAUGUGUAGACAGGGACUUAGGGAUAAGGUAUGAUGUAAAUAAUAAUUUAGGAUAUUCACAUUUUAAAGUGAAGCAUACUUAUUGCAAAGCAUCUUCUGGGUUUAAGGAUGUUCCAUUAAUUUGAUAUUUAGGUUAAUCUGUAUAGUCAAGGCAUAGUAGAGAAUCCUAUAUUUAUUUUCUUCAGUGUUACUAUGUCAAAUGGUUAAUAUUGUGAUUGUUCUUUUUCUUUUUUCUAUUCAUUUUUAUAGCCAGUGCACAACUCUUACUGACAUUGAAUUUCUAAAGUCAUUAUGCUAUGAAACCUUAUCAAUGUGUAUUUGUAUUUCCUAACUGUUUGAGUUGUCAAAAUGCCAUAUAUUUCAAGUUUGUUUUCCAUUGGUCUCAAUAUUGAAGAAAACCAUAAAGUCACCUAUUACACAUCU